Molecule: messenger RNA, 1025 nt
Organism: Lacerta agilis (Sand lizard)
Lineage: Eukaryota; Metazoa; Chordata; Lepidosauria; Squamata; Lacertidae
Gene: TMEM100
Product: transmembrane protein 100
Exons: 4
Coding region: 474-878 (134 amino acids)
Biological process (GO): cellular response to BMP stimulus
Source: RefSeq, a predicted model, not a curated record
CUUCUUUUUUUUUUAUUAUUAAACUCCGGCUCAGCAGUUUGUUUACGGUCCCUUGCUUCCCCUUCUUCUCGCGCUGCCGGACAAGUGUCUGCCCAGUGGCAUUCCGAGCAAGCGAAGCUGUUGGUCGCGCUCGAGGGAGGGAGCCGAGCGCGAGAAGCGUCGGCGGAGAUCUGCCAAGCAUUUGCUGACUGGGAGAAUAUUCAUCGCAUCGAAGCUUUUGAAAGUCACCUCUCUAUAUGGUCCUCUGUCUGGUUUUAAAAAGAAAAGGAAGCUACAUAAAAACGGUUUAAUUCUGGUGUUUGGGAGAAGAGCUGGUGGUGGGAAACCCAACGAAGAUUUCCAGAACAUACCCUCGAGUUUAUCUCUUUGCUCACCAAGCCAAGCCGUCAUGGACUUCCUAUGGAUGAGCUGAAACGUUUUCAACAGCACCCGGUCUACCUCCAGCAGCGCAAAAUCCAGCCAGAAGUUGCAAGAUGACCGAUGAGCCCAUCAAAGAGAUCUUGGGAGGUUCCAAAUGUCCUCAGUGUGCAACGCUGGAAAAGUGCAACAACAAUGACUGCAGGGUGACAGCCGUGCCUCUGGUGAGCGAGUGCCGUCUGACAGCUGCCACGGGGGGAGCCGAACUCUCCUGCUACCGCUGCACAAUCCCGUUUGGGGUGGUGAUCCUCAUCGCCGGGGUGGUGGUCACAGCUGUGGCGUACAGCUUCAACUCCCAUGGAUCCAUCAUCUCCGUGCUUGGGCUGGUCAUACUGUCCUCCGGACUCCUUUUGCUGGCGUUGAGCGCGUUGUGCUGGAAAAUCCGACAGAGGAGCAAGAAGACAAAGAGGCGAGAAAGCCAAACGACUCUAGUGGCAAAUCAGAGGAGCCUGUUUGCUUAGAACAGAACAAAGCUGCAAGCAAAUAGGGAUGGGGGGGGGGAGAGGUGGAUCGUGCAACGGACGAGCCUAUUUAUUUGCAGUUGGGCUGCAGGAUUUUAUUAAUGGCUGCAUCGGAUUUAUUAAAAAUAGGAGCUAAAACACGCUUAA